Messenger RNA from Magallana angulata, 688 nucleotides. RefSeq names its product 30S ribosomal protein S12-like. The coding region runs from base 129 to 611 and encodes 160 amino acids. Gene Ontology annotation, biological process: translation. The record is from RefSeq and is a predicted model, not a curated record. The transcript has 3 exons. Gene Ontology annotation, cellular component: small ribosomal subunit; ribosome. Lineage: Eukaryota; Metazoa; Mollusca; Bivalvia; Ostreida; Ostreidae. Gene Ontology annotation, molecular function: structural constituent of ribosome.
AUCCUACACAUGAAACCACAUCUUGACCCAUGACAUAGUGACGGUAUCCGGUUCAAACUUUAGUUUUUUUUAAGUUAAGGGUAAAACCAGUACAAGACAAUCUGGAGAGUGUCACCGGCAAGAAAAUCAUGUCGCUUGCCAACCUUUGCCAGAGAUUUUCACGGAUGAUGACAACCACCAACUUAAAAACAACACAUAAAUUUGUAACAAAUUCUUCACCAUUGGUGAACCAUGCAGUAGAACCACGACCGGGAGGCUCCCUUAUUUUACAGAGGUUCGAGACCCUUAAUCAGAUGCACAGACGAGGAGGCCCCAUACAGCCCAAGAUAAAGAAACCAAAUAAAUAUCUGUGUGGUAAUGCCUAUAAAAGAGGUGUUGUAUUGAAGCUUGUCAUCAAAAAGCCAAAGAAACCCAAUUCUGCUCAGCGAAAAUGUGUGCGUUUAAAACUAAGCAAUGGGAAAGAGGCGACUGCUUAUAUUCCAGGCGAGGGACAUAAUUUACAGGAACACAGCAUAGUGUUGGUGAGAGGAGGCCGACUUCAGGAUGUACCUGGAGUAAACUUGCAGUGUGUACGGGGGAAAUAUGACUUAGCACAUGUCAAAAAGAAAUGAAAUGUAGAGAAUUUUAUGAUUAAAAACUAUAUGCUGACAUUAAAAUUGAAAUCGAACCAAAUGAAAGUUAAAUUAUU